UGUCAAUUGACUAUGUGGCUGUGGUAGGUAGUGACAACCAUUCUGCUGUGCUUCGGUGCCUGUUUAUGGUAUGACCUAAAUAAGGCGUGUCCCUGUCAAAAUGUAAUGCGAUUUCAAGCUUUAGCCUCUAGAUGGCGGUAAAUGUACAGUUAUUAAACCAGAGAUUACUGGUAGGCCAGUUAUAUAAAACAAGUGUUAGGUGGAGCUGUAGGUAAUAAGAAAGAGGCUCGGUGGAAAAUUAAACCUGUGACCAGCUAGCUGACAUCUAAUACACGGACCACUGACAGGGCUUUGCAGAAAAUGAACCCUUAUGUCGGCAACAUUGUCUUUUGACUCCCUUUGUCUUGAGACAUAUAUGAACUUACUUCACAUUGUUAAGAGGAACUUGGUCAUAGUGUGAUGUAAUGUCCAUUCCAUCAACUUCCUGUUUCGUGUUACUAAAUAAGCAGUGAAGAAAGGGUGUGAUGUUGAGUUUGGGUCCUCACAGACUUGAUUGGAAACGAACCAAGUUGGAACAUUAUGGAGAGCGUCAUUGAGGGUUCAUCUGUGGAUCAAGAUCCUACAAAUGGGUAUGAAAAUGUGACAGCCAACCAGCAGGACAACAGAGACGGCUCAGGAUUAGCUCAGCACUCAAGCAGAAGAGUCUACAGAUUAAUUGCUGUGGGUUUUGGGUCGCUGUGUGUCCUACAAGUCCUUCUUAACGUCUCCCUGCGUUUAGUCGACAACCUGAGCGAAGCGAGAGUCCAGUUGGCCUGUGAGAAAGACGUCCGCAAGAUAUGUCCCCAAGACUGGAUAAUACAGUCCGGCUGCAGUUGUUACUUCAUCUCCCUUGACACUAAAAACUGGACUGAGAGUAGACAGGACUGUCUGGACAGAGGAGCAGACCUAGUGAUCAUAAACAGCAGAGUGGAACAAGUUUUCAUCAAAACAUUGGGUCACAGAUCCUGGAUCGGUCUGACUGACAGAGAAGUUGAGGGAACCUGGAGAUGGUUGGACGGGACACCACUGACCGCAAGUUACUGGACUACAACCGGCGAACCGAAUGGAGGAGCUGAAGAGAACUGUGCUGAGAUUAUCGGCAUUCACAAUGACCCGGUUUUGGCCUGGAAUGAUCUACCAUGUUACUAUGAACAGCGUUGGAUCUGUGAGAGGUCGUUGGUUCUGUGAGAGGUUGUUGGAUCUGUGAGAGGUCAUUAGUUCUGUGAUAGGCCAUUGGAUCUGUGAGAGGUCGUUGGAUCUGUGAGAGGUCGUUGGUUCUGUGAGAGUUUGUUGGAUCUGUGAGAGUUUGUUGGAUCUGUGAUAGGCCGUUGGAUCUGUGAGAGGUCGUUGGUUCUGUGAGAUUCAGCCCUAACAUGUCCCUAACACCUACAAUAGUAUCCACGUCCAUUCCAGAACCCACCAAACAACAUUAUUUUAAGCAAGUAAGGCAAGUCACAAUUAAUUUAGGGAAAAAGCAGGUUCCGCAUUUAUAAAAGUAACGUUUUUUUCCUCUCUCUUUUGACUCCCUUCUCACAGGUUCUGGCAUUGUCCCCCCCCCCCCCCCCCCAUGCUCAUGUAACACGUGUUGAAUUCCUUUGUUGUAUAAUGAUCCAGAGUCUGAAUAGUUCCAUGAAAAUCCUAAUCAAUCCUAUAUGUUAAAACACUUGUAAGAAUUGUAUAUGGUCACGGAUAGUGUUUUAUAAUGGUCUCCCAACAUUAUAUUGUAAUAUGUAUGCAUUUCAGUCAUUUAUGAACUUAUCUGUUGAUUUGUGAACACUGUACUGUACAUUUUACUCAGGGGCACAACUUUCACUGGGGACAUGGGGGGGACAUGUCCCCCCCCCAACCCAGUUUUAAUCACUGGGAUGUGAUUCAAAACGAGGCAACGGUGUGCUUUAGGACCAUGCAGACGCCUCCGAGCGGUCUGAUAGGCUGUUUCGAGUGUUUAUCCAACUGAAUAAAACAUUUUUUUUUUUUUUAUUAUUAAAAAAAAAAGUUAUGCCCCUCCCACUUCUAAAACCAAAGUUGCGCCCCUGAUUUUACUACACUUCGUCAUUGGGCUAGCAUGGCUAUUCAUGCCCCCUUUUCGUUGUUCAUUUGUACUUUACAGAGGAUGUGGUGCAUUAGGGCAGCACAACAUUUGUUUUUGGAAGUUGUUAUUGUAAUUAUCAGCUGUGUCAUGUGUUUUUGUUAGGAUAUUUUGACAAUAUUUUACUGUUCUCAAGAGCACAUCAUGUACUGUAAUGUACUUAACACCUGGCUGUAAUAAAGAACCUUGUCUGGCUGACGCCUACAGGCUACUGGAUAUUUACAUUUAAAACUGUACAAUUCAUUUGUAAUUACAUUUUUAUGUGAAACAACAUUAUUGUUAUUGGCCCCUGUCUACAUUCACCUCUUUGGCUCGUUUACAUUCACUAGUGAAUGACUCCUCUCGGUUGAUGUAUGGGAUGUGUAGCUCUGGAGUGUAGAGAACAAGUUGUACUGAUGU
Molecule: messenger RNA, 2467 nt
Organism: Oncorhynchus mykiss (rainbow trout)
Lineage: Eukaryota; Metazoa; Chordata; Actinopteri; Salmoniformes; Salmonidae
Source: RefSeq, a predicted model, not a curated record